AUGCCACAUAAUUUUGUGAAUUUUUGCACGGCUGAUCAAGAAAUUGCAAGACUAAAACAGAUCAUAAAAGAAAAAGAUAAGAAUGAGAAAGAGCUUAUGGUUAGGGUUACGAAAUUGGAACAGAAUAUGGAAGAAAUUAAGAAGCAGAAUCGAAAUGUUACAAAUGUUUUGUCGGUGAUUUCCCGAUCAUCCACCUAUCGAGGAUCACGCCAUUGGAGAGAAUGUAUACAGAGCACAGAAUUUUUAACUCGCUGUGAAGCAGAUCACUCUGUGGCUACUGACCAUUAG
Messenger RNA from Ambispora gerdemannii, 288 nucleotides. The record is from the annotation of a GenBank genome assembly. Lineage: Eukaryota; Fungi; Glomeromycota; Glomeromycetes; Archaeosporales; Ambisporaceae.